Messenger RNA from Adineta ricciae, 1020 nucleotides. The record is from the annotation of a GenBank genome assembly. Lineage: Eukaryota; Metazoa; Rotifera; Eurotatoria; Adinetida; Adinetidae.
AUGGCGUCAGGAAAAGAAGAUAUGGAUCGAAUAGGUCUCUUUAAAGAAAUGGAAUAUGUGACAGUUAAGGAUCCGUAUAAAGAAGCGUCGAAAAUAAAUUUCAAUGAAGCUGCGUACAAAGGUAAACAGAUAAUGAGCAAAUCAUCGAAAGAACGAUCGACAGGGUCGAUGGCUGGAUAUUUUGAAACGGAAUUUAAACCUUUACGUGCGUCGUAUAUUGAUCCGAUAUCAAUGCGUCGCCAAGCUCGGAAUGAGGAAAAGAAAAGAAACAUUGUUUCAAGACCAUUUGUGACCAUGUCGAGAGCCAAAGAUCCAGAAGGAUUGGGCUCAUUUUUUGGCACAUUCGGUGGUCUUCCAAAAGAUCCUGAUCCGACAAAAUCAAAGUAUCGUGAUCAACCUAAACCAUCUCCUGAAAAACCAAACUUCAAAACCAAUCCAUCGAAGAAAGGAACUGGUUACGGUUAUCCACAUUUGUGUCUAAGUAAAGAUCCUUCCUAUACAUACAAAGAUAAAACGGAUGAUUACAGUGCAUCCAUCGAUGCACAACGCAAAGAUUUCGCUCAUCAUAAAGCAUCCAUGAAGGCUGGUGUGUUUAAAUUAAAUAUGCAUCCGAAGGAGUAUUUCGAUCGUAAUCCAUUUCAUGACGAUGGUAAAGGUGGAAAACGACGCGGUGAAGAAAAAGAACGUUCACGAUCAGCCCCAUCAGAUAAAAAACCAUUCAAAUUCAGUUCACCCGGCAAAUCCUUGGGUGGAAACAAAGACGGUUGUUUCGAUAAAUUUCCCAAACGUAGCGACAAAGAUCCGUAUGUCGUUGGCACAAUUUACUCUCCACCAAAAAAUGUCGUUAAUAAACAAGGGAAGACUUAUUUUCCAAACAAAUAUCCGAAAACGCGGCCCAGUGACUCAGUAAUAAACAAAUUUGUUACUUUACAUGUUACACAGCAGAAUUACAAACAAGCAUCGGCCAGCUUUGCCGGAUUUCAAGCACCACCCAUUCGACAACACGUUUCAGCUCAUUGA